AUGGCGCCCGCGUUGGCGGAACGGUUCACCCAGGCCGACUGGCUCGAGCAUGGCGGGCACGAGCUGCGCGCCGGCCGACCCCGGCCAACGUGGGCUCGUCUUGCUGCGACUGUGCAGUUCGGUCGGGGCGGAAGCACUUUCCUGUUUGGGCGCAUCGCAAUCAGUUUCGUGGUGGUGAACGAAGCAUGGGGGCUCCAGCGAAACCAGGCGCCACAGCUGCCCACCCUUCUCUCCGUGCAGGGGCCGGGGCGAUGGCGACCAGUCGUGAUGUUGAACAGGGCCUGUGCGGCGAAUGGCUCCGGGGCGCCCCUGGGCCAAAGCCCAAGUACAGAGUACAUGACACCGAGCAGCGACGCGCCCCUGGCCAUUCGCAGAGAGGGACAACGGGAACCCUUGCCGGGCACCGGCAGUCUUGUCGCUGGUCAAGCCCGCGACCGGGGCGUUCAUCUUUUGUGA
This is a messenger RNA of Colletotrichum orchidophilum, 456 nucleotides long. RefSeq lists its product as uncharacterized. The transcript has 2 exons. NCBI's taxonomy places the organism in Eukaryota, Fungi, Ascomycota, Sordariomycetes, Glomerellales, Glomerellaceae. The coding region runs from base 1 to 456 and encodes 151 amino acids. The record is from RefSeq and is a predicted model, not a curated record.